AUGUACUCUUACAAAGAUGUUGGCCAACGCUGUGAAGAAUGGAUAACGUAUCUUCAAGCCGGUGUUGGUAUAGUGGCAGAUAGCGAUCCAAAUGCUGAGCACCACGAAUGCGAACUCAAAGCUGCCGGCCUUGCUUUUCCAUUGACUUGGAUGAGCAUCGCAAUGGCUCGAUUGAUACGAAGCGAUAUUAGACACAUAUCUGAUGCGGCUAAUAACGCGGACUCGUUCCGAGUAUUAAGAGGCCGUGUGAGUGUUUUAAAGAUAGCUCCGGAUGCACGAUUUAUGCCGUACCUAGAGCUAGCCGGAUUUGGGUCAGUAGCAUUGAUCCGGUCCUCCGACUUGCGGUUUGAUUUAUUAUCUGUGCUAGUUGAGCGGUGGCAUCCGGAGACCCAUACUUUCCAUUUUCCGUGCGGGGAGUGCACGGUGAGCUUGGAGGAUGUUGCAGUGCAGCUUGGGCCAAUUGACGGGAGUCCCGUAACGGGAGUAUCUUCAUUCACCGAUCCGGCUGCAGUUUGCUAUCAACUCCUAGGAAAGUCACCAGAGGAUGGUGAUAAAUAUUUUUCCGGCAUAAAAUGUACAUGGCUAAAAGCCAAAAUAUGUGGAUUAUCAGCGACCGCCACUGAAGGUGAGUUGAUGUGCGCUGCUCGAGCGUACAUCAUGCAUAUGAUAGAGGCAGUACUCAUGCCUGAUGCAAACGGCGAUAGUGUGCAUUUGUCGUACAUGCCCCUGCUAGCUGAUUUCUCCACUGCUAGGUCGUAUAGCUGGGGUUCCGCCGUUCUAGCAACGCUGUACCGGGAGCUUUGUCGGGCUACAGAGUCGCAAGUUAAAGACAUCGGCGGAUGCCUCAUACUGCUGCAGUCAUGGGUGCUUUAUCGGAUGCCGUUUUUGGCACGUGUUAGUCAUCAACCCUAUCUGUAUCCACUGCCACUCAGAUGGACUACCCGUCCAGGCAUCGGGAAGUCGAGUGAUGUCCCGAUAUACCGCCUUAGGAUUGAACAGCAUGCCCAGGAAUGGUUUAUAUGGAUGCCAUACCGGAGGCCAGAAAUUACAAAUGUUGUACCCUCGUCCGCACUCGUUGAUUCCCACAUAUGGUGUACUAACACACCAAUUGUAAAUUUCAACGUCGUCGAGUGGUAUCACGGCGAUUGGGUGCUUCGGCAGUUUGGCUGCAUCCAACCUAUCCCGGAUCCGCCAAACCAGUUGGGGGAUGAUCACAGCUUGACAAAGAGAGGAAAAGUUCAAUUGGACUGGGGAAUUAAGCACCAGAAAUACGUCGCACUGUGGAACGAUUGA
Gossypium raimondii (Peruvian cotton) is the source of this 1293-nucleotide messenger RNA. RefSeq names its product serine/threonine-protein phosphatase 7 long form homolog. Gene Ontology annotation, biological process: meristem maintenance; biosynthetic process; meristem development. The record is from RefSeq and is a predicted model, not a curated record. The coding region runs from base 1 to 1293 and encodes 430 amino acids. Lineage: Eukaryota; Viridiplantae; Streptophyta; Magnoliopsida; Malvales; Malvaceae. The transcript is spliced from 5 exons.